AUUUUAUAAAUGAUCAUUUUGCUUUUUUAGUACAACCGGGUUUUCAACAUCGCAGUAGUGUUACAUAAAGACUGAAAGGAGAUAAUGUAUAAAGUGGCACCAAAAUGGACUGAUUAAACUAGAAUGGACUAAUUUGAAAGAAUUUCAGGAUCAUUGCUUUUCUCCUGCUUCAUGGACAGGCCUUCAAUAUUUGGCAUCACCUUUACAUGGAGCAUAAAGAUGAUGAUGAUGAUGAUGUGUCUUUUGCCAAAUGGAUGAGCAGCUUCUGGGGUCACAGCUUGAGAGAGGAAGAUGAGAGAGGACUCCGAGAACGCCACAGACCACUGGCCGCCCCUCACAGGAAAACCUCCCUGCCCUGCCCACUUCCUGUGCAUCCCAAAAUGACACCACCGGAUGGCCUUCCCAGAAGGCAUUCUCAUGAGGACCAGGAAUUCCGACGUCGUACUUACAUGCAGAAUUACAGAAAACAUUCAGGGGAUGCAUCAUUCAAGGAGCCACUGGAAUCAAAAGGAAGAUCCCAUUCCAAUAUACAGGAACUUUCAGAGUCCUUUGAUCAGCAACUGCGCUUUAGAACAAAGCGUUCUGCCUCUUUGGGACCUGAGAGCAGAAAGGAGAGGCAUGAGAGAGAAUGCCUGAGGAUGGAGAUAAAGUCCCGAAAGAAAGCGGAGGAAGAAAGGAGCUCCUGGAAAGAACAUGGAGAAACACACAUGGCUCCUCUGUUGGAAAAAGGGCCCGAAUAGUACGUGGUUUCCACACCAUGACAUCAGACACUACUGUUUUUUUGUUUUUUUGCUUUUUUGUUUUUUUUUUGUGAGCCCUACAAACGAUUUCAGGAUGGGGUGGGGAGGGAAGGUCUUGGGGUAGGGAAUCGCAGCUAUAAAGAUUGUCUGCUGAUGCCGGGUGAUAGAAGCAGGCAGGGCUUGCAGCGGCUCUCCUAGAUGACUUGCUUCAUACUCCAAUUCCUGUUGACGUCUUAGUUGAGAGUGUCAUCUACUUUGUUGCCUUUUUAUGGGAAUAAGAGAAUAAAAGGUAUUUUAAUAGAAUAAAGAAAAAUGUGAAAAAGUAAUAAAAAGAUAUUUAAGGAGCCACCCACCUUAAAUAUCUUUACCAACCCUUCUUCCUCGUCAACCUCAAAAACCGUCUGAAAUAAAAGUCAUUGGUGUGA
Carlito syrichta (Philippine tarsier) is the source of this 1165-nucleotide messenger RNA. It is a transcript of the gene LNP1, whose product is annotated as leukemia NUP98 fusion partner 1. The transcript has 4 exons. NCBI's taxonomy places the organism in Eukaryota, Metazoa, Chordata, Mammalia, Primates, Tarsiidae. The record is from RefSeq and is a predicted model, not a curated record. The coding region runs from base 207 to 740 and encodes 177 amino acids.